Molecule: messenger RNA, 1558 nt
Organism: Physcomitrium patens
Lineage: Eukaryota; Viridiplantae; Streptophyta; Bryopsida; Funariales; Funariaceae
Cellular component (GO): chloroplast
Source: RefSeq, a predicted model, not a curated record
CAGUCCGGGAAUCCGCCCCGCUGUCCAUCCAGUGGAGCCCUGCUGUCACCUUCGCAACACGAGUCCAGUGUUGGGUCCUUCUCUGCGCUCAAUUUCUUUUGCUAAAAUUAUUCCAACAUUUGGUCACCAGCAGAUUGUUAGAUAUAUAUACAUAUAUAUAUAUAUAUAUAUAUAUAUGUUCUAGGAGAAUUUGUGACGAUUUCGAAACCCUGCGGUCCAGUUGUCGAGGUGGGUCUUCAUGGUUGCAGAGGAAUGUGGAGAUCUAGCAGCGAUUUGAGGGCGGGAGGUUUUGCGCUUCCACGAGGUUUUGUGGGUCGUGGUGGGAGAGGUUGCAUGGCAAUAGCCGUGGGAGUUGCUCCCUUCGGAGCCCUUGCCACAGUUCCAGCUGCUGGUUCUGUUCUGGGGAGAAGCAUUAGAGCCAGGAAACCCGCCCGCGUGACGACUUCGUUGCGGCCAUCGUGUCAUGAACUAGCUUUGCCCUCAUCGAUGUCGCAUCAGCGCUCGAGAUCUGACCCAUUUAGAGUCGCGGCAGAUGGUAGCGGCCGUGGUCUUGAGGAUGGAACCACUACAUCUACCGUUGACAAAGAAGCUGAGAAGACUGAAGUGGACAGGCUUAUGGAGGGGCUCUCGUUUGGCCAGCUAUGCGACGAGUUCGAGUGCAUUAGCAGUCCUGCUGUAGAAAAAACAGCACGGCAGCUCGUUAAAGACAUUAUGGACCUUCGAGAGGGCCGGAGAUCACUGUCAAGUUUUGGAGUUAAUGUGAAAUAUAAGGACCCUCUUCGAUCAUUUAAAGGACGAGACAAAUACAGGAGUGCAAACUGGAUUAGUACUGCCUUGGAGAAACCCUCAGUGGCAGUGCGUGAGAUGAAGAUGCUGUCCACAAGCGUACUCAACAUCAAGUGGACCUUGACAGGGACACCAAAGCUUCCACCAGCGUCUGCUCUGGGUGGUAAAGUCGUGUUAGCUGUGAAUUCAACCUUCACAAUGAACCAGAUCAGUGGGCAGGUUGUCUUGCAUGAAGAUCAGUGGGACUUGUCAGCCUCGGAUCCAGCUGCACAAGCUUACUUCUGGACGACGCGACUGGCCUUCUCAGCCGUAGAGGGAGGCAAAAAUCUAGCAGAUGGUGUUCAAGGAAUGGCCAAGCAACUGGAUAAAGGCCAAGAAAACAAUUCUAUUUAUCCGGAUCCAUCGGGCGACCCAAGAAAAUUUUUUCAAAUGGAAGACAACGGAAAGGAUCUUUACCAAAUUGGCUUAGUGAUAGCACUGAUAUACUUAUUAGUGCAGUUUCUGAGAUUAACUAUCUGAACAUUCGGAUGUAUCUUCAAAAGCCUAACCAUGUAUUUUAGUGUAAUUGCAUGAUGGUCGCAGAAUGUAGAUAGGAUGUCAUCUACCGGAACCCUCCUCUUAUGGUCGAUUGUUUUGGAGAAGACCAGCUUGUACGUUGAUUGAAAUUGACUCUGACCACUGCUUCAUGAAUAGUGAUGAAGCUUGUGUUUGUUCUCGUUUCUAUUUUGAAGAAAUUAUUUUUUAUAUAAAUGCCAUUCAAAUUUUGACCGCA